Molecule: messenger RNA, 837 nt
Organism: Cuscuta campestris
Lineage: Eukaryota; Viridiplantae; Streptophyta; Magnoliopsida; Solanales; Convolvulaceae
Source: the annotation of a GenBank genome assembly
GAUACCGAACCAUCCCGAACCAUACCGAACCGAUAUGUCGGGAUCGGGAUCGGUACGGUGUAAAAUCCCAUACCGAACCGAAAUAUUUGGUACGGUAUCGAAACUAAUGAACAUGUUGAUAUGAACCAUGAUUCACACACUAAUGAAGAUGAGACUAUUUCUAAUGAGGUGGAGCAUGAUAGUGUAGAAUCACAUGUUGAAAAUGAUUUGCAUGACUAUCAACUUGCUAGGGAUAGAAAUAGAAGAACCAUUAGCAAACCUGCGAGAUAUGUUGAUGACUGUAAUAUGUCUGAGUUUGCUUUUCAUGUGUUUGAAUCCCUUGAGUGUGAUGAACCUAAGACUUCUCGUGAAGCAUUAGAAUCUAAAUGUUCUGAAAAAUGGGUUAGUGCUAUGAAGUGCUAUGAUGAGUCUCGCGGUUCCUUGUCAAACUAUGUGCACUACUUUGGGCCAAAGGUGGAGAUUGUUAAUUUAUUUGGGUUGGCCCAAACAUAUUAAUAAUAUUUGACACCCAACCCAGCAGCCCAUUUACUCAAGCCCAACCUUUAUUCCUAACCUAAUUAAGCUUACCUUAAUUAGCUCCUAAAUCUCUACUAUAAAUUGAGGCUUUCCCUUUGUGUUUCUUCACCGUGCAAAAAUCAUUCAUCUCUUUUGUGAGUCUUCCAGUACAAUUGACGUAAAUGGAGAGAUGAGUUGAGAUCGAGACUGGACAAGGGAUUUUAUCGGGGGAGUUUAAACAGUCGUCGCCAGGGAUAUGUUGCCUUCUCAUGGCAUCUUGGGCUUCUUAUUGCUGAGGUUGUGCAGCCUCGGAGGAGUUGACGUCCUAGUUUGGUAAAGGAU